Messenger RNA from Acanthosepion pharaonis, 774 nucleotides. NCBI's taxonomy places the organism in Eukaryota, Metazoa, Mollusca, Cephalopoda, Sepiida, Sepiidae. The record is from the annotation of a GenBank genome assembly.
AUGUCUAAACUCCCUAUUCUUAUAUACUAUAAACUUUCUUUCGGUACUUUGUCAGGCACACUUUCUUUUUUUCUGUCUUUCUUUCUUUCUUUCUUUCUUUCUUUCUUUCUUUCUUUCUUUCUUUCUUUUCCAAACCUCCUUCUCUCCAAUCUUUUGCUAGCACUAUCUAUAUGCUUUGCAAAUAUGCUGCUUAUAUUUCUUUCUUUCUCUUUUUCAUUUCUUUCUGUCAUUGUCUUAUUUGUUUGUUUCUUUCUUUUUCUUAUUUCUUUCUUUCUUUUUCUUAUUUGUUCCUUCCUUCAAUUAUUCAUUUCUUUCUCUUUCUUCUUUAUUUCUUUCUUUUUUUUAUUUGCUUCUUUCUUUCUUUUUCUUAUUCCUCAUUCUAUCUAUUCUAUCUAUCUAUCUAUCUAUCUAUCUAUCUAUCUAUCUAUCUAUCUAAUACUAAUGUCUCACCUCUGUUUAGUCCUUUUGUUUGAAUCCCACACUUUUCUGUCUAACUGGGGUAUGCCAGCUUUUCUAGCUGUUCACCAGCCAAUCAACCCCAGCCACCAGACUUUAGCAGAGUGGGCCUUUCAAUACAACUAUCUCAGUUUAUCCAUAACUAUCUAUCUAUCUAUCUAUCUAUCUAUCUAUCUAUCUAUCUAUCUAUCUAUCUAUCUAUCUGAGUCUCUUCAUAUCUCUCUAUUUCAGUCUCUUCAUAUCUACCUAUCUAUUUAUCUCAGUCUAUUUAUAUCUAUCUAUCUAUCUAUCUAUCUAUCUAUCUAUCUAUCUAUCUAA